UGGGAACAGACCUUAUACUCCCUGAGACGCCACCGGAGAAGGACAGACUCUAAUUUUUCAGCAAUGCCAAACCUGGGUGGAGGCGCCAAGUGCGGAGCCUGCGGCAAGACGGUUUACCACGCCGAGGAGAUACAAUGUAACGGGAGGAGCUUCCACAAGCCGUGCUUCAUCUGCAUGGUAUGCAGGAAAGCCCUGGACAGCACCACAGUGGCAGCGCAUGAGUCUGAGAUAUACUGCAAAUCUUGCUACGGUCGGAAGUACGGCCCCAAGGGAUACGGGUAUGGACAAGGAGCUGGCUGCCUGAGCACCGAUACCGGAGAGAGAUUUGGCAUCGAAGUGGCUCAGACCCACCCGUCCCGUGGCUCCCCGACCACCACACACUCCUCCAAGUUUGCACAGAAGUCCGGUGCCACGGAGAAGUGCCCCAGAUGUGGGAAAUCCGUCUACGCUGCUGAGAAAGUUAUUGGCGGGGGAAGGCCCUGGCAUAAAACCUGCUUCCGCUGUGCGCUGUGCGGGAAGAGUCUGGACUCCACCACCGUGACGGAGAAGGAUGGAGAAAUCUACUGCAAAGUUUGUUACGCUAAGAACUUUGGUCCAAAAGGGAUCGGGUUCGGAGGCCUGACACAGGUGGAACAAAAAGAAGGAUGA
Molecule: messenger RNA, 648 nt
Organism: Staurois parvus
Lineage: Eukaryota; Metazoa; Chordata; Amphibia; Anura; Ranidae
Source: the annotation of a GenBank genome assembly